ACACCUCCCAGCGGCCCAAAGACCUAGAGCGGGAAGGUCAGGGUUACAGCUUUGUGUCCCGUGGGGAGAUGGAGGCUGACAUCCGUGCUGGGCACUAGCUGGAACAUGGCGAAUACGAGGGCAACCUGUAUGGCACACAUAUUGACUCCAUCCGGGGUGUGGUCGCUGCCGGGAAGGUGUGCGUGCUGGAUGUCAACCCCCAGGCGGUGAAGGUGGUACGAACGGCCGAGUUUGUCCCUUACGUGGUGUUCAUUGAGGCCCCAGACUUCGAGACCCUGCGGGCCAUGAACAGGGCCGCGCUGGAGAGUGGAGUGUCCACCAAGCAGCUCACGGGGGCGGACCUGAGACGGACAGUGGAGGAGAGCAGCCGCAUCCAGAGGGGCUAUGGGCACUACUUUGACCUCUGCCUGGUCAAUAGCAACCUGGAGAGGACCUUCCGCGAGCUCCAGGCGGCCAUGGAGAAGCUAUGGACAGAGCCCCAGUGGGUGCCUGUCAGCUGGGUGUACUGAGCCUGUUCACCUGGUCCUCGGCCCACUCUGUGUUGAAACCCAGAACCUGAAUCCAUCCCAUUCCUGACCUGUGACCCCCUGCCACAAUUCUCAGCCCCUAUAUCUGGCUCUCCUUGGGUAAUAGCUCCCAGCAGCCCCUAAGUCUGGCUUCAGCACAGAGGCGUGCACUGCCAGGGAGGUGGGCAUUCAUGGGGUACCCUGUGCCCAGGUGCUGUCCACUCCCAAUGCCCACUGGCCACAAGAUAUCUCUGAGGGCCAAGCCAUGCCCAGGAAUGUGUCAGAGUCACCUCCAUAAUGGUCAGUACAGAGAAGAUAAAAGCUGCUUUGGGACCACAUGGUCAGUAGGUACACUGCCCCCUGCCACCCCUCCCCAGUCACCAGUUCUCCUCUGGACUGGCCACGCCCACCCCAUUCCUGGACUCCUUCCACCUCUCACCCCUGUGUCGCAGGAGCAGGCCUUGGGCUGUUUCCAUGUGGCCAGGGGAAUGCAUGUCCCACUGGCAGCCAGACAGGCCUGGGUGGUGGUGCCAGCCUGGUGCCAUCUUGAAGGCUGGAGGAGUCAGAGUGAGAGCCAGUGGCCACAGCUGCAGAGCACUGUAGCUCCCAGCUCCCUCAGAAAGGGGCAGGGUCGCAGGGCAGAUGCUGCUCGGUCCCUCCCUCAUCCACAGCUUCUCACUGCCGAAGUUUUUCCAGAUUUUUCCAAUGUGUCCUGACAGGUCAGCCCUGCUCCCCACAGGGCCAGGCUGGCAGGGGCCAGUGGGCUCAGCCCAGGUAGGCGCGGGAUGGAGGGCUGAGCCCUGUGACAACCUGCUGCUAUCAACUGAAGAGCCCCAAGCUCUCCA
Molecule: messenger RNA, 1351 nt
Organism: Piliocolobus tephrosceles (Ugandan red Colobus)
Lineage: Eukaryota; Metazoa; Chordata; Mammalia; Primates; Cercopithecidae
Product: MAGUK p55 subfamily member 2-like
Exons: 3
Coding region: 285-509 (74 amino acids)
Source: RefSeq, a predicted model, not a curated record